Dioscorea cayenensis subsp. rotundata (Guinea yam) is the source of this 2878-nucleotide messenger RNA. Its product is annotated as disease resistance protein RPS2-like. Gene Ontology annotation, molecular function: ADP binding; protein binding. Lineage: Eukaryota; Viridiplantae; Streptophyta; Magnoliopsida; Dioscoreales; Dioscoreaceae. The transcript is spliced from 2 exons. Bases 25 to 2865 code for a protein of 946 amino acids. The record is from RefSeq and is a predicted model, not a curated record.
AAUACUAAUUAAUAAAUUCAUUUGAUGCAUAGCGUUGUUCAUAUGGGUCUCAUCGAUUUGGUUAGCCCUGUGGCAAGUGCUGUGGCACCUUAUCUGGUGGAUCCAGUCGCACGCCAAUUCAAGUACUUGUUCUUGCUCAGCAACAAUGUCAAUGCCAUGACCGAUGCCAUGGAUGAACUGAGAGCCAAGAGGGAGAGCACUAUCCAAGACAUCCGUAACGCUGAGCUAGAAGGCAAAGCAUGCUCCCCAGAAGUAGCGCUUUGGCUUCAAAAGGUGGACACCGGUGAGCUUGAAGUGGCUGCCAUCAAACAAGCAUUUGAUCAAAGAACAAACUGCAUUGCAAUGCCUUCACUCAAUGUAGUUUCUAAUUACAAGCUUGGCAGGAGAGCUUUCAAGAAGAUGGAGGACGUGCUGCAACUACUGCACACAGAGAAGUUCGACAUCGUAGCGAAGAGAUUGCCUCCGGGUCCGGCAAGAGAGCUGGCAACUCCUUCAAUGGUCUCCGAUGUAAAUCCAAACCUUGAGAUGAUAUGCCAAUAUCUCAAAGAGAACACGACCGGGAUCAUUGCGAUAUGGGGCAUGGGAGGGGUCGGCAAAACCACACUCUUGAAGAGCAUCAACAAUGAAUUCUUUCGCGCGAAAGAUGGCAUGUUUGAUCAUGUCAUUUGGGCUGUGGUUUCUCAAGACUACAGCUAUGAAAAGAUUCAAUCCGAUAUCGCCACGAGUUUGGGAUUGCCUUCUACCAAUGCUAAUGCUAAUGCAAUUCAUGAUUUUUUGAAAAGGAAAAGUUUCCUGCUACUGCUGGAUGAUCUUUGGAGUGAACUUGAUCUUGAGAAGAUUGGGGUGCCUCAGCCUAAAAUGCAUCAUGAUGAAGACAAGCACAAGAGGAUGGUGGUGUUCACAACACGCUCGGAGGCGAUCUGUGGUGUCAUGGAGGCUGACAAGAAAAUCAAAAUGGAGUGCUUGGAUCUUGCUGCUGCAUGGCUUUUGUUCAAGGAGAAGGCCGGUGAAGAACUCAUUGCAUCUGACAAGCUAAUUCAAUACCAUGCGGAGAGCAUUGUGAGGGAGUGUGCUGGUCUACCGCUUGCUCUUAUCACAAUUGGCAAAGCAAUGAGUACCAAGAAGACAACAACUGAAUGGGAGUAUGUCGCCAGCAUGAUGAGGAAAUCAAAGUAUCAAAGCAUUCCAGGUAUGAAGAAGGAAUCAAACUUCUUUCCUAUUUUGAAGAUCAGUUAUGACAAUUUGGAAAGUGAUACUUUGAGACAAUGCUUCUUGUAUUGCUCCUUAUGGGGUGAGGAUGUGGAAAUACCAGCUGAUGAACUCAUAGAGUGUUGGAUGGGGCAUGGUUUGUUAGAUGAUUUUGAUGAUCUUAAUGAAGCUUAUAGCAAAGGUGAGACCAUCAUCGGAAACCUGAAAGAAGCAUGCUUACUAGAACCAGUUGACUGGAGCAAGGUGCUGCGUUUGAAUCCUAAAUAUGACAGCCAUGUGAAGCUUCAUGACGUGAUCAGAGAUCUUGCCUUGUGGAUAACUUCAGAUUGUGGAAAAAACAAGCAAGGAUGGUUGGUGCAACCAAACACAAACUUGGAAAGAUUACCUGAAGAUUGCAUCGACAGUGAAGUGAUUAAUUUUUCACUAAACAAAAUAAGAGCAUUGGAUGGAUCUCCUAAUUGCCAUAAACUCAGAACACUGAUACUCUCCGGAAAUUGGCAAUUAGUUGCUAUUUCUACUGAAUUCUUUACAAAAAUGCAUUGCCUCAAGUAUUUGGAUUUAAGUCAUGCUCAUAUCACCACUUUGCCUGAUGAGAUUGGCGGACUCAUUGGGUUGGAAUAUCUCAAUUUAUCAUGGACAAGUCUCAUAUCCUUACCCAUGCCUUUGGGUAAUUUGCAGAACCUGAAGUAUCUAUAUUGUCAAGCAUAUUUGCUAAAGGACAUUCCUUAUGGGCUGAUAGCAAGCUUAACAAAGCUGCAAGUGUUGGAUCUAUAUGGCACUAGUUUCUAUUUCCUUGAAGAAAGAUACCUGGAUGAGUUGUUGAGCUUAACUGAAUUGAAAGGAGUGGGGAUCUGCAUAAAACGGAUCGCUUUAUUGGCAAGACUCUAUCAUGUUCCAAAACAGAGACUUCAUUUGCGAGGCCGAGGUCUUUUGGAUUUUUUGGUCUAUCAGAAGAACCUCUACCCUGAUGAAUUAAUUAAUCUUACUUGGGUCAACAUAUCUCAAUCCCUGCUUGGAAGCAACUGCAAGACAAACCUUCAUGAGUUAAAGAUUUCCAUAAUCACAACAUUACAAGAGUUGGUAAUCACAACACAAGGUGAUAGUUCUUGGUGCCUUUCUCAUCUGAAGACCUUAUCUUUGGUUGGACUCCCCCAAUUAAGGAAUGUCAUUUGGAAAGAUUUGGAAGCAUGUCAUUUUCUUCCCAGCCUUACUCGCUUAGUAAUUGAUGGAUGUGACAGCUUGACUAACUUGUGUUGGACAGCUGAGCUUCCAUGUCUUCAGAUACUCUCUAUAAUGAGAUGCACUGAACUAAAGAGUAUUAUCACAGCUGGUGAUGAAUCUGAUGGUGAUGCAACAGUGACUGAAAAUGGCAACAUUUUCAAUAGUCUCAAGGAAUUGGACCUUUGGGAUAAUCCAAAUUUAGAAUGGAUAUGUGAGGAAGAACUGUCCUUGCCUUCCAUUGAAAGAUUUUGUUUGACUAGAUGUUUCAAGUUGCAAAAGCUCCCACUUGGAUUAGACAGCGCUAAGAAUUUAAAGAUCAUACAUGUGUCACCGGAGAGUGUGUGGGAGAACAUGGAUUGGGUACACAAAGAUCUCUUCUCUCAUUUGGUUCAAGUCACAAUAGCUGGUCCUUUGGUACCCAUUAUGUUUUUUUAGAUCCAUAUUGGCA